Colletotrichum paranaense is the source of this 903-nucleotide messenger RNA. RefSeq lists its product as uncharacterized. Lineage: Eukaryota; Fungi; Ascomycota; Sordariomycetes; Glomerellales; Glomerellaceae. The record is from RefSeq and is a predicted model, not a curated record. Bases 1 to 903 code for a protein of 300 amino acids. The transcript is spliced from 2 exons.
AUGGAAGCGAGCUCCUCUAGCCGUACCUGCUUUUGCUUGACUCCAUCAGCACCGCCCAUUCGGCUUCAUGACACGCACUGCGGCGAUUGUCUAGGGCCAUCUGGCGGUGAACAAACACCUCGUUUGACCACCGUUUGCGAUAAAAGCGGGUCUUUCGGGCACUCGAUCCCCGUCCUCCGGUGCCGUGCCUUCCUCCGUCAACUCACGGUCCCCUCUCCUCAGGAAGGAGGUACUGAGGUACGUACCCUUUUUGCUUACCUAAUGGAGGCAGGUACGUUCGGGAGAUGCCCAAGGUUUGCGAGGACCUUCCCAGUAGCGAGCACGACAAGCGCAGCAAAACUUGAGCUGUCACCGUCUGACCAGAAGCGCACCGUCUCCCCGCUAGCCCAACCACCCACCCCUCCCUCCUCCAACUCUCUCCCAACCCAAACCGUUUUCUCUCAUCGAGUGCUUGCUCAUGGCACUCGAUCAAUUCGAUGCCCAACCUCUCAUCCGUCAUCAGUCCACGGAUACACAAGCAGCCCAUGGAACGAAAGGGAAGAAAAACCAAGGAAUGAAGCCCAACGGCGAUACAACGAUGAUGGCGACCAAGUAGUACAGAUGACCAACUACCCAAACGUAUUUCGUGGCCUGGUCUGGCCUUGCCAUGAUAUCAGACGUACCUGGCCACAGCCAAAGAAACGUCGCCAGCAAAGUCAUGGGUGUGCCGUACCCCGGGUCGAUAUGCCAUACGAGGCUAGCCAACUUUUGCCCGUGUCCAUCAGCUAUUAUUCGAGCUUUCCGCCGGGAACGCGCAAAGACAAUGGCAGGCCACUGGCAGGCCACAGGCCACACAGGCCGCAGGCCGCAGAACAGACGGCGCCACAUGGUCGUGAUCAUCUUGCGAACCCCCAAGGGGACUAG